AGAGUCCUCCCGUGGGCACAGCGCCCAGCAGCGACACGAGUCGCUCCGACGCCAGCUCGGAGUCUCUGCAGCGGUGACCUCGCCGGACCCAGGGGAAGUUCAGGGUCGGAGGGCGGCAGCACCAGGCACCCGGCCCCAUGGAAGCUCGCGGGGAGCUGGACCCGUCCCGGGAAUCCCCGGGCGGAGACCUACUGCUGGCGUUGUUGGCGCGAAGGGCUGACCUGCGCCGAGAGAUCCCGAUGUGCGCGGGCUGUGACCAGCACAUCUUGGACCGUUUCAUCCUUAAGGCUCUGGACCGACACUGGCACAGCAAGUGUCUCAAGUGCAGUGACUGCCACGUACCUCUGGCUGAGCGCUGCUUCAGCCGCGGGGAGAGCGUGUACUGCAAAGACGACUUCUUUAAGCGCUUCGGGACCAAGUGCGCCGCAUGCCAGCUGGGCAUCCCGCCCACGCAGGUGGUGCGCCGCGCCCAGGACUUCGUGUACCACCUGCAUUGCUUCGCCUGCGUGGUUUGCAAGCGGCAGCUGGCCACGGGGGACGAAUUCUACCUCAUGGAAGACAGCCGGCUGGUGUGCAAGGCGGACUACGAAACAGCCAAGCAGCGAGAAGCCGAGGCCACAGCCAAGCGGCCGCGCACCACCAUCACCGCCAAGCAGCUGGAGACGCUGAAGAGCGCCUACAACACUUCGCCCAAGCCGGCGCGCCACGUGCGCGAGCAGCUCUCCUCCGAGACCGGUCUGGACAUGCGCGUGGUGCAGGUGUGGUUCCAGAACCGCCGGGCCAAGGAAAAGAGACUGAAGAAAGACGCAGGCCGGCAGCGCUGGGGACAGUAUUUCCGAAACAUGAAGCGCUCCCGCGGCAGUUCCAAGUCCGACAAGGACAGCAUCCAGGAGGGCCAGGACAGCGACGCCGAAGUCUCCUUCACCGAUGAGCCGUCCAUGGCUGACAUGGGGCCUGCUAGUGGCCUGUACAGCAGCCUGGGAGACCCUGCCCCUGCUCUGGGCCGGUCUGUAGGAGGCCUGGGCAGCUUUCCACUGGAGCACGGAGGCUUGGCAGGUCCAGAGCAGUACCGAGAGCUUCGCCCAGGCAGUCCCUAUGGCAUCCCCCCAUCUCCUGCAGCCCCUCAGAGCCUUCCUGGCCCUCAGCCUCUCCUCUCCAGCCUGGUAUACCCAGACACCAACUUGGGCCUUGUCCCUUCAGGGCCCCCAGGUGGGCCCCCAACCAUGAGGGUGCUGGCUGGAAAUGGACCCAGCUCUGACCUGUCCACAGAGAGCAGUGGUGGCUACCCAGACUUUCCUGCUAGCCCUGCCUCCUGGCUGGAUGAAGUAGACCAUGCUCAGUUCUGACCGACCCCCCCCCCACCCCACCCCCCCCCCGUUUCCCUGGCUCUAACUCAGAGGUCUUGGUGCUGCCUCUGAGUGGGCAGCUGGCCCCACUCCAUGCUGUCCAUUCCAAGGACCUCUGAGGAAAGGACAGGGUUCCCAAGUGGGAGAAUAGGGACGGUUCCACUUCUAGGUUCUCUGGAGCUGAGGGGCUCCAUGGGCCUUCCUUGGACACAAGGGUGGCCUGCCUGGUGGCUGUCCACAAGCCAGUGAUUCUUGACUAUUUCUUGUAAGCAUUUCUCUUCCUUUAUUGGCCAGUUAACCCUUGCUGCUAUUUCCAACAAGGCAGGAGACCAGGCCCUACCUAAAGUCCUGGCAUAAAACAAUAGUAAAACUUGCUUCAUCACUGAUGAGGCUUGGUAGGAGACUGUGCUUGUGCCCUCCCUGGCCACUGACAAAACCUGGGAGCAGACCUCUCCUCCCCACUGUUGCCAGCUCUCCCUCCCUGGAGUCUCCAGAUAUUUCUGCUCUGGAAUGCAAUGUGUUGGAGGAGUGAAGCUUUCUAGAGCUCCGUCUCCAAGGUGCAGUCUCUGACCCUGUAACGGUGAGAACAAUUCCUCUUCUGAGGCAUAGCCUUCCUCAGGUGCAGAGCAAAAUUGUGCACCAUGGACAGACACCAUUGCCAAACAGACUGUGGUCCUGUGCAGGGGGUGAGGUGGUCCUGCCAGCCCAGACCAGGAGGUCUCCCCUACAAGAGGAGGUUGGGCUGGGGGUCCUCCCAAUCCAAUUUGUCUCAGACACAAAGCUUGGCCUUGUGUAGGCUAAAAUCAUUCCUGUAAACCAGGAUCUUGGCUACCUGUUGGUUCUGUAAACAUCCUGUGACUUUUAUUUAUUCCCUGGUAAUCCACUCUUUCCAAGACUUCAAUAAAUUUGUCAGUUUCAGUGCUAG
Messenger RNA from Grammomys surdaster, 2271 nucleotides. RefSeq names its product LIM homeobox 3 (gene Lhx3). The transcript has 6 exons. The coding region runs from base 138 to 1346 and encodes 402 amino acids. The record is from RefSeq and is a predicted model, not a curated record. Gene Ontology annotation, biological process: neuron differentiation; regulation of transcription by RNA polymerase II. Gene Ontology annotation, cellular component: nucleus. NCBI's taxonomy places the organism in Eukaryota, Metazoa, Chordata, Mammalia, Rodentia, Muridae. Gene Ontology annotation, molecular function: RNA polymerase II transcription regulatory region sequence-specific DNA binding; DNA-binding transcription factor activity, RNA polymerase II-specific.